Messenger RNA from Haemonchus placei, 321 nucleotides. The record is from the annotation of a GenBank genome assembly. Lineage: Eukaryota; Metazoa; Nematoda; Chromadorea; Rhabditida; Trichostrongylidae.
UUGCUUCAGACAGUCAAAGACGCGGAGACGUACUAUGGAAAUGUAACUGAAGCGAAUAUAGACAAUAAGCCACCAGUAUGGAGACUAGAAUACACUACAAAAGAGUUUUACAAUAUGACCGACUUCUCACCACAAUCGUGGUCAGCACUCAGUGAUCGUCUUUGGAAAGACAAAGAGCUCUUCCGGAAAUUCAUGAAGAAUUACUAUCGGAAUGACUUCAACAACGUGUGCUACAUGGAUGACAGCUGCAGGAGAAGUUUCGUUUGUGCAAUGAAGCAAGCAAGAAGUUAUGAUGAAACCUUUUGUGCAGGAUUGAAGUAG